Eucalyptus grandis is the source of this 2182-nucleotide messenger RNA. RefSeq names its product LEAF RUST 10 DISEASE-RESISTANCE LOCUS RECEPTOR-LIKE PROTEIN KINASE-like 1.1. Gene Ontology annotation, molecular function: protein kinase activity; ATP binding. The record is from RefSeq and is a predicted model, not a curated record. The transcript is spliced from 4 exons. Gene Ontology annotation, biological process: protein phosphorylation. NCBI's taxonomy places the organism in Eukaryota, Viridiplantae, Streptophyta, Magnoliopsida, Myrtales, Myrtaceae. Bases 566 to 2026 code for a protein of 486 amino acids.
CCAUAUCGAAAUCUUGGGAUGGGUCUACGCUGCACACACACACAAGGCUUAGGUUGCACGGCUUUCUGCAUCUUCUUCAUUUCCAUCUUAGGAGAUUCUAUCAUGUCGUCAUUGGCUAAAGUGUCAUAUGAAGAGUGCAAACCCAGCAGUUGUGAGGGCAACCACCAUCUGAAUAUAACGUAUCCCUUUUAUAUUUCUGGAAAAGGAAGAGAUUUAUGCGGUUACCCCGGAUUUGAUUUCACUUGUGAAGGAACAAAACCUAUGUAUGCUCACUUCUCAGUUAAAAACAUCUCUUAUGAGGAGAGCUCCAUCGAAUUAGUAAGCCAAUUGGAUACUUCUUGCUUUGUUCCUAAACCUGUGACUUUCGCUCCCACAAACAUCUUCCUAAACAACAGUGUUUCUACUCAUCCUAUGCUCAAGUUCUUCUGUAACUGCACUGGUCCUAUUUCUUUUUCCUUCCCGACAUCCCGUGAGUUGUCCUUCUAACGCCACAUACAACUCAUCUGUUGCGUUACUCCCUAAUGGCACCUUCCAUCCCCAAAGUGAACCCUGCGGGUCAUUGUCAAUGGUACCAGUAGAACUGAAGGGAGGGUUCUCUGAUCAAACUAUCAAAGAUGUCAACUACACGGAAUUGUUGAAGAGCGGGUUCCCGUUAAAAUGGGAUUUACUCACUGACAAGAGUUGUACUGGUUGUCAAGAAAGCGGAGGCCGAUGUGGACGAUCACAAGACACAGACUUUCUGUGCUAUUGCCCAAAUGGAACCAAUCAUCCUUCGAUCUGCAACAGUGGUGGAAAAGGGAGUUUGCGGUGGAAGAUAGGACUAGGUAUUGGAAUCGGAAGCUUGGCCAUCAUCCUGUUGUCCUAUAUGAUCUACUUGAAGAGGAAGAAUGCUUCUUUGAAGUCCUGUUUGAGACACAGCACCUCUCAUCCUCAGUCCAAUUCAGACAUGGAAGAGUGCAAUGUCUCCUUUGAAGUCCCCAUUUUCAACAGUACCGAACUUGAAGAAGCCACAAACAACUUCGCUGCUUCCAAUGAACUAGGAGAAGGAGGUUUUGGAACUGUUUAUUACGGAAAAAUUCGAGAUGGGCGGGAAGUAGCAGUGAAGCGCCUAUACGAGCAUAACUAUCGGAGGGUAAAGCAGUUCAUGAAUGAGGUAGAGAUCCUAACCCGUUUGCAACACAAAAACCUUGUGUCUCUGUACGGUUGCACUUCUCGCCACAGCCACGAGCUUCUACUUGUCUAUGAGUACAUCUCCAAUGGCACUGUUGCCGAUCAUAUCCAUGGCCAGCUAGCAACUACAUUGCCUUGGAAAAUCCGUAUGGGCAUAGCCAUAGAGACUGCUACUGCAUUGGCUUACCUCCACGCUUCUGACACUGUCCACCGUGAUGUGAAAACAAAUAACAUCCUUCUCGACAAGAAUUUUGGGGUUAAAGUUGCGGAUUUUGGGCUUUCGAGGCUAUUCCCCAACGAUGUCUCUCAUAUCUCAACAGCUCCUCAAGGGACUCCAGGUUAUGUGGACCCUGAGUACCAUCGGUGCUACCAGCUCACGGAAAAGAGUGAUGUCUAUAGCUUUGGAGUUGUUCUGAUCGAGCUUGUAUCAUCCAAGCCAGCUGUGGACAUAAGCAGAGAAAGGGAUGAGAUUAAUUUGGCCGACUUUGCUAUUAACAAGAUUCAAAACUUCGCGUUUGGUAAAUUGAUCGACCCAAAUCUAGGAUUUGAGUCAGAUAGCAAAAUCAAUAGGAUGACGACUUCGGUGGCCGAGUUAGCUUUCCUGUGCUUGCAACAGGAUAAGGAAAUGAGACCUCCAAUGGAUGAGGUUUUGGAGGAACUGAAGGCGAUCGCAUGCAAUGAGAAUGCCGCAGACAUAUUUGCUUAUGCGGAUGAGGGUGAAGGUGUCCUUGCUCCAUCUCCUUCGCAUUACGACGAUUCCCAGCUACUGAAGAAUAUGCAGUUGACCCAUUCUCCAGUUUCUGUGACUCAAAAGUGGGGUAGCAGCGGCAGUUCUGCUCCUGGUGUUGAUGGUUAGAUUAUCCAUGCAGCCUCUUGUCACAUACUUUGCACACACGUGAAUGCAACUUCAAGUAAGCAGUCAUAUAUGUUGAGAUAUUACUUAUUUGAGUGCUGAAGGUAUGGACAUGGUAAUAAAGCAUUAAUGUCAAUCUGGCUUGCGCAUUAUAUUGAA